Molecule: messenger RNA, 2023 nt
Organism: Petromyzon marinus (sea lamprey)
Lineage: Eukaryota; Metazoa; Chordata; Hyperoartia; Petromyzontiformes; Petromyzontidae
Gene: CENPN
Product: centromere protein N
Biological process (GO): CENP-A containing chromatin assembly; chromosome segregation
Cellular component (GO): nucleoplasm
Source: RefSeq, a predicted model, not a curated record
AUACGAACGAGAUGGCGGCAACGCGCUGGAUGCUUCUAUGACGAGCUGCGCGAGCGACUCGCGACGCUUUAUAAGCGCCGCCGCAAGAUACACGACGAAUAACGCCUCAUCGUUGCCACAGCGGCAAUCGACAGCGAUUACGGUUGAAGAUAAGGCAGUUGUGUGUACUCAAAAGGUACAAAAAAUAAAGGCGUGAAGCCUGCAAGUUGGUUGGUGGCUCACGCUACGGGCCGGCGAAAGGGGGCCUGUGCGCUCGCGUCCCACAGCUCAGCAGCCGCGGCACUCGGUGCGUUGGCCUACUCUUUCACGCCGGCAAUGGAGCCGUGGGUGCUUCUGCGCCACGCCAUGUACCGCUUGAGGCAGGCGGAGUGCCUGUCUGUCCUGGAGGCCUGGGGCGCCUUCUCGGGGUCGCAGAUGCAGGCGCUGGGCCGGGUAACACGCGCCGGCAAGGGGAACCUCAUCUCGGCGGCCGUGCGCUUCUGCAAGGAGAAUAAUGUGGAGCUGAAGAAGGUGGCUGAGCUCAGCCUUCUCUCUCUGCAGAAAACCCCCAAUAAGAAACAGUGGACAGUCUUCCAGCUUCUAAACCCCCAGGAAGCAGACAAGUGUUUCGAUGCUGGAGAUUUAGAGUACGAGCUGCAAGAAAACAUCUCUGCAUAUUUUGAAAACGUGGUGGCAGUGAUCGUUCGGGAGGAUGCCGUGUGGAUACAAGUGAUACUGAUGGAGGGUGCACGGAGUACUGGCUCCAUGGGCCAGACGGCCAACAUCGUGUUUUACCCGCAGUGCCACCACAUGUUCAUUGCGAACCUGAAGGCCUCCUAUAAUGAUUACAUCAUCCAGGCACUUCAAGCCACGUUGAACUAUAGUGAAGCUCAAGUGGUGCCGCUGAAAGGCCACAACCUUGAAUCUCUUGCACAGAUCAUUCUCAGGAGGACUAACGAGGGUUACAGGCCCAACAAGCUGGCACAAGAGACAAGUGUCCAAGAAAAAGUGGCGCCGCUGGACCCUCGCACUUGCGACGAGAACCUGAGGGAGAAGCAGCGGACGAUGGCCCUGACGCGCCAGGCCUUCGGGGAUGCCCCACAGCCCACGCUGGAAAGCCUCUCCUACGCGAUGGACACGCGCUUCCGUGGAUACAAGGUAGUGCCGCAGAUGGAGGGGCACACUGAGCACUUCCGCAUGAAGGUCAAACUGGAGAGCAAGAACGUACUCGAGGCUGUCAAGUCUCUGGCCCCUCUCGGCUUGGCAGCUGCUCCCCUGCCUGGAUUACUCACCAUGGUGCCUCAACGUGGCCGCAACUUCUUCAAGGUCAUGGAGAGGCAAGGGGCGAACUCAUUCAUGGUCAGCACAACUGGAAACUCAGUGGAGAACACGCCACAGUGACGUGCCGUCCCGCUACAAACCCAUGUACUAAAAUUGUAUUCCUGACCCCAUUAUCUUUUCGCUCACGUCCUCUUCGCCAAAACUAACACAAAGGGAAACCAACAUGUCUGGCACCCUUUCCUGUCUAUCACUCGAGGGACCCAGGAGCAAGGAGCACAUACAAUUAAGAUUUAAUUGCUAUUUUAGUUAAGUAAUAUUAAUACAAAUGGCAGUGAUAAUACGUUUUAUGUGGUAAAAUAUUACCAUUAUGCAAACAAUCUCUUUUUGAUUUACUUAAAUCAGCCAUGCAAGCUAUGCAGUGAAUAACGGAAAUUUUAAGAAAUUAAGUCAACAAAAUAGUUAAUUGUUCAUACAAGUGUGUGAAAUAUGUCGCGUCAACUUAUCCCAUUGCAAAACAGCUUGUCACAUCAGGAAAUGAAAAAUGACAAUGCAGAGUCAAGUAGCAUCCUAAAUAACCUGACAAACAACUGGCCUUGCUCAUUAUCUACUGACAGCCCUGUCGCACUACAGACAGGUAGGCUGUCAGUGCCAUAGCAAUCAGAAUAUUUAUCCUGGAGAAAUCCGGGGCAGGUCACAAAAUUUUACAACAACAAAAACACCUAUAUGAGUGCAAAGUAUAUGAAAGGUAAGAAAAUCACUAAAA